Molecule: messenger RNA, 1573 nt
Organism: Coregonus clupeaformis (lake whitefish)
Lineage: Eukaryota; Metazoa; Chordata; Actinopteri; Salmoniformes; Salmonidae
Product: SIN3-HDAC complex-associated factor-like
Exons: 6
Coding region: 134-868 (244 amino acids)
Biological process (GO): negative regulation of cell migration
Source: RefSeq, a predicted model, not a curated record
CACGCAAGUAAAACGGCAACAUCCGAACCGUGUGCGUGUUAACAGUGUAUUCAUUGUUACAUGAGUUUAAAUAGCCUACCAACGGCGUCGUUUAUCACCUUUACAACUCAUUCAUUAUUGACUAUAAAUCAAGAUGUUUGGCUUCCACAAGCCCAAGAUGUACCGGAGCCUAGACGGCUGCUGUAUCUGCCGGGCCAAGUCCUCGAGCUCCCGCUUCACCGACAGCAAGCGCUACGAGCGGGACUUUCACAGCUGCUUCGGGCUGAGUGAGGUGCGUUUUGGGGAGAUCUGUAAUGCCUGUGUUCUCCUGGUGAAAAGGUGGAAGAAACUCCCAGCCGGAUCCAUAAAGAACUGGAAUCAUGUUGUUGAUGCUAAAGGUUCAGGGUCAAGCUGGAAGACGACAGUGAGGUCCAAGAAGAUGAAGAGGAGAGCCAGGCCAAGCCAGAUCAGCAGAGUGCAGAAGGAGCUCAAGAGACGCAACUCUGAUGCCCACAGCACAACCUCCAGUGCCUCCCCCGCCCAUUCUCCCAGCUACAGCAACCAAUCAGACGAGGGCUCGGACGUGGAACUCUCACCAGGUGCCGCCCACUCGCCAGUCUUCUCUUUCCUGGACCUCACCUACUGGAAAAGGCAGAAGGUGUGCUGUGGCAUCAUCUACAAGGGACGCUUCGGAGAGGUACUCUUAGACCCCCACCUCUACAAGCCCUGCUGCCAAAAGAAACGACAGCACGAGCCAAGAGAGGAAGGAGAGGAGGAAGCACAGGUGAGCAGAGAGAACCUGAUGAGCCCCGCGCCACCGAACAACCCCCCGCUCCCCCAGGUCAAAGACGACGAGGAGGUGCGAGGGGGAGGAACAGUGGGAAUUUGAUGUCGUAAUGUCACACAGAUGGACACAGAGAAAUGACAUUGCACUCUACAGAAGUCAGAUGGAGACCAUUGGGAUUUUAUGACGUCCUGGAGCACUCUCAAGACGGUCUUCUGGGAUUGCUUUAUAUUCAAGAGCAGCUAGACUACUUAUCAAAUGUUGUGUUCUGUACCAGGAUGCGGUGAGGUUUGUUCUUUUAGAUCUCCUAACGAUUAUGGACCCCCCCCCCCUCUCUCUCUCUGAGUGCUAUGAGAUUGUGAAUAUUGUAUUUGUUUUCAAUAUGAAAUGCUGGAUCCACAAAAGCUGCAUGAGAAAUGGAGACCUCUGGAACUGUACCUUUUCUAGUAGGAUAGAGCCAUAUCCAUUAGGCUAGAGAAUAGCCUUCUAACACUUUGCCUUCACCUGUCCUGUACUAUACACACACACUGGCUCUGGUCACUUUCAAAAAGAUGCAUUCUCUCCUUUUUAUUUUGCUUGUCCAUCCCUUACUCAACAUUGUCACUGAUGGGACGCCUAACAUUGUAAGGGUAAAGCUGUAGAAAAUGUAAUUUGCCAAAUUGAUGUCAGAGGUGUGAAAAGUGGGAAGAAAUUAUGCGUUUUUAAAGAAUUUGAUCAGAGCCUUAUUCUUUGGUUGUGUCCCUUUACCAAUGUCAUAUCCAGCCUUGAUUGUGCACCUGGUGUACUCUGUUUAUAUUGAUACUUUUUCCA